Ascochyta rabiei is the source of this 1179-nucleotide messenger RNA. RefSeq names its product Mitochondrial distribution and morphology protein 10. Gene Ontology annotation, biological process: phospholipid transport; mitochondrial outer membrane translocase complex assembly; protein insertion into mitochondrial outer membrane. Bases 1 to 1179 code for a protein of 392 amino acids. The transcript is spliced from 3 exons. Lineage: Eukaryota; Fungi; Ascomycota; Dothideomycetes; Pleosporales; Didymellaceae. Gene Ontology annotation, cellular component: ERMES complex; SAM complex. The record is from RefSeq and is a predicted model, not a curated record.
AUGUUGGACUUCAUGGAGAAUGUGCAGAAUGCAUUCUACGAAGCUUCGCACUGGAACCUGGACAAUUCCUACGGCGCUUUGAAUGCCACGGCACGAGAGUUGCUCGAUUUCCAGAUUCCACAAGGCCUGCGAUUACAGAUCUCGUCCCUUGCUGCGCCCAACUUUGCGACUUCGUACACCUUGGGAAGUGUAGGUGUGGUAGAUGGCUCAGUGUCGUACCUCUACUCGUCACUGCCCUUGAAAAAGGAGUUCAAGAGCUCCCACAUCGACCUGAAGAACGUCAUACGAGGCUACAAGCAUGUACAAGAGCUGCGGAGGCCCGAUGAGAACUGGUGGUGGGAGCUCUGGCAUGCUGGAAAGCGGGUUGAUCGCAAAAACACACUGCUGUAUGGACGGGUGUUCCUUCCUCAAUCGAGAUUGGAAGCCCUGUAUCUGCGCCGCCUCACGCCCACGCGUCAGCUCCGGAUUGCCGCUGUCAGCGACUCGAACCUCAACAAUGGGGGCACAAUCCUUGCCUUGCUACAGAACGAUGUGGGCAAAUACAGCACAGAGUACAUGUACAGCACGGAUUCCGCUUUGAUGGGCGUGCGAGGUCUCUAUAAUUUCGGCGCAGACCCCAGGAACGCGCCAACAGAACCGAUAUCUGUCGAUCAAGUGGAACCGGUGCAUGGUCGCUUCAGCGCAGGAGCGGAGCUGUACUAUGGCCUUUUGAAUAAGAGCGGAGGCAUCAGCACUGGCUUGCGGUUCACAACACUGCCCAGACACCCAGGCUUUCCGUAUACCAUGACGCUUACGCUGAACCCGCUGAUGGGUAAUCUUUCUUCCACCUACUCGGUCAAAGCUGGAUCUUGUCUGGCGCUCUGUUCUCGUUUUGACUUCAACUUCUACUCGUACGAAAGCGAGCUUCAGCUCGGUUGCGAACUGUGGCGGCGACGCAGCAACACAGAUGUCGAGUGGGCCGUGAAGAAGCUGCGCCCAGAUUGGGAGCAGCGCGCCAUCUCCCCCGACGACGACGUUUCUGGGGUGUUGAAGGCCAGGGUCAACCAGGAUUGGCACGUAGGAGUGCUAUGGGAAGGCAGGAUCAAAGAGCUGCUGUUCAGCCUUGGCGCAAGCCUGGACCUCAAGAAAAGAGAGCAGAUCUUUCGGUCCGUCGGCAUCGAACUGCAGUACUCUUCGUGA